Acaulospora morrowiae is the source of this 726-nucleotide messenger RNA. NCBI's taxonomy places the organism in Eukaryota, Fungi, Glomeromycota, Glomeromycetes, Diversisporales, Acaulosporaceae. The record is from the annotation of a GenBank genome assembly.
AUGUCUCUGCCUCCUCACAAAAAAGAUGACUACUAUAACCUUGAAAAGCGUCUUGCAGAAUUAAAAAAACCGGAUGAAAAUCGUGACCAAGAUACUUUGGAAGAUCUAGUUGAAAGAUUCUCAAAAGUUUUCGAUCGUCGACCUGUAAUAUCACUGAAUGUUGAAAAUAAAGGAGGGGCACAAAAGAGAUCUUAUGAAUUACCGAAGGAAAAAGAGUUAGACGAAGAAGAGAUAGAAAAUUUUUUGUUGUCCGAAGGAAACUUACUGGAUGAAAAUGAUGAUUCUUUAUUUUCAAACGAACAACAGCAAAUCCUGGAUUCCUUGGUCACGAAGUUUGUGGGGGAUGAUCUAAAUACAUCCUCGAAUUUCGAAAAUGAAGGCGAGGAAUCUUAUCUGAUACGUCAGAUCCGGGAGGAAGUUCUUCUCGAAGAAAAUUAUGAUUUAAACGAAAAAUCAAUGGAUUAUAGUGAGUUAAAGGAAAGGUUUAGAUUGUUAAAAGCCAAUUCAGAAACAGACGAUGUGGGAAUUUCUAGUAACCGAUUGGGUUCACCACCGAAGGCAAUUGGUUUUGAGGAUUUUGAAGAUGAUCCUGAUACUUGGUGUUGUAAGUGUUAUGCAUUUGUAAUGAAGAUGCAACUAUCAAAUGUAGAGGUUGUCAUGGAGAUUUGUAUUGUGAUGAAUGUUUCCAAGAAGGGCAUUCCGGCGAGAGUUCAGAUAGUGAGUUAA